UGGGGGGUUGGAUGAGCAUUUGGCCCAUUUGGCAAAGCUUUGUAGGCUUUGCGGCCAAAUGCUCACCAAACACCCUGCAUCAUUUGACAUAGCUGAUUAUCUUGUUUUAAUAAGUAAGUUUGUUUCAGUAGAGAAUGAUGAGCCCGACAUCCAUCCUAAGGCAUUUUGCAAGGGGUGCUACACUGGGAUGAAAUCGCCCAGAAACAAAAAAUGGGUGCCAACAGCUAUCUGGGCACCACACAGACGAAGUCAAACCUGUGUGGUGUGUUCCCAUUCUAAAAAAAUGUCAGUUGGAGGGCGCCCUUCUAAGAAAAAAAGCACAGGUCGUCCCAGGAUAGACCGAUCACUUCAUGCCACCCUCGACUCCUUGAAAGCUAAUUCAAGGGUGCCCGACAUUGCAAUUGAUGAUGAAGUUUUGUUUAAAGAGAGGUUUUGGGUACCCAAUGACAGUCAAUUUUGUUGUAGAGUAUGUGAAUGUGUCUUUGUUUGUCCCGUUUCAACACCAUGUCAACAUUUGUUUUGUAUGUCUUGUGUACAAAACUUGUUUGGGUCCGAUUCUCGUGUAAAUAUUUCAUGCCCCACCUGCCAUUCACACGUACAUUUCCAGUCACUAACUCCAGCACCCACAUACUUCCAUAACAUUCUUAAAAAAUCAGACAUAUCAUGCAAGCAAUGCAACACAAACCUCACAUAUGACAUAGCCACACAUCACAGCCAUCCUUCACACCAUCCAACAAUCACACAUACUGAUCACAAACAAACCACUGACAACCUCAUAAGCCAACUCACCCCUCAGCAAAAGGAGGAAAUUGGUACCGUACUACUCCGAGAAAAAUUACGUACUUCUAAUGAUGGUGCUACUGCUGUAUUUAGAACAAAAGGACAACCCCUGGUUACGAAACUGAUAACUAAGCCCAGAAUAAGCUCUGCAGACAGCACUCCAUCAACAAGGCGGAGAAGAAGCAUGCAACUUGCUGCCAUCCGGGAUGAGAUCUCCCACUCACCAGACGUCCAGUUUAGGCACGAAGUCUCCAGGGCUCACAAGGCAGGGGCUCUGGAUGACCCAUCCUCCAGCGUCAAAAUCAACGACAUAGACAUGGUCAACAUGAGGUCCAUGCUUCGGCUAAGCUGGAAGAUGACAAGAAAACUAAAAUCAUGGCUUAAGGAACACAACAUUGCUUCCGAUUGUGAAAAGAAGGUGCGGGCCCAAGAGUCGAAAUUGAUCGGGGACAACCUGGAGGGGGAAUGGGUUCCCCUCCAAUUCCAUAACGAGGAGAGGAAGGAGACGGAGAUUAUCAAGACUCCACUUGUCAAAGUUUCCUCAUUGGAGAGGAAGGUCAUGUCCCUCCUGGACGAAUACGAGAAGCUGAACCUUCUAUCCUUUGACGACACAGGAGGGGAGAGGCAGACCACUGCGAGCAUUCCACUUUGGAGACUAUGAGUACCUCUCCAAAAUCUAUGGCUUAACAGGUCCAAAUGGUCGUCACUGCUGCCUCUACUGU
Molecule: messenger RNA, 1502 nt
Organism: Strongylocentrotus purpuratus (purple sea urchin)
Lineage: Eukaryota; Metazoa; Echinodermata; Echinoidea; Camarodonta; Strongylocentrotidae
Product: V(D)J recombination-activating protein 1-like
Exons: 6
Coding region: 59-1441 (460 amino acids)
Source: RefSeq, a predicted model, not a curated record